Molecule: messenger RNA, 2574 nt
Organism: Lasiodiplodia theobromae
Lineage: Eukaryota; Fungi; Ascomycota; Dothideomycetes; Botryosphaeriales; Botryosphaeriaceae
Product: Heterokaryon incompatibility protein
Exons: 2
Coding region: 1-2574 (857 amino acids)
Source: RefSeq, a predicted model, not a curated record
AUGUAUCGGCAGGAUUCCCCGCUGUCCUUUGACGAGGACACCAGCUCGUGGUAUCUGGAGCAGACUCCGGCGGGUUCGAAGGACCUCUGCGAUAGGUGCGAGGAGGUGCUCAGCCUCGCUGCGUCCGACUCGACCUCGAAAGCUUCCGUCCACCACCAAAGCGCCGGGAGCUUCUUCAAAGCGGCUGAUGGAUCCUGCCUGAUCUGUAGCUACCUUUACGGCAAGAUACCGUGGAAAGCCGAAUGCUUCCCGGCCGAAAUACUGGAGGCCAUCGUCCCAGGCGCACCUUUCUCAACGUAUUCCGUAUAUCGCACCCGACUGGAGAUUCGACUGGAGUGGUUAGGUGAAUCAUAUGAUCCGGGCAAAGGGUUGAUUUGGUCCCUUCCUUACCCGCUGAACCGGAAUGCACCACCAUCCUUUGUCUCGGACCGCCCAACGUAUAACCUCGAUUUCCAGGUUUCUGAUUGCAAACGCUCGCACAUUGAGCGCAACUCCGUCCCCUCCGCCAUCGGCCUCGCGGAGAGGAUCCCGCAGAUCAAGUCUUGGCUUGGUGAAUGUGAUGGCCAGCAUUCGAUAUGUCGUUCCCUCAAAAGCUCUUCUGGCUACAUCCCUACGAGAUUACUGGACGUAGGCUCUCUCAAGGACCCGUACGUUCGCCUGCUAGAAUCCCAGGAGUGUUCGGCUCCUUGCCGCUACGUGACGUUGAGCCAUUGCUGGGGCCCAACCAAGAGGGAAGGACCGGCUCGAUUGCUGCAAGCAAAUUACGCCGCCGCGCGUACCGGCAUAACCAAUCUCCCAAGGACAUUCCUCGAAGCCGUCGAAGUCGCACGGCAUUUGCAGGUCCGGUACCUAUGGAUCGACAGCCUAUGCAUCAUCCAAGACUCCCCACAAGACUGGGAGUCUGAAGUAUCCCAAAUGGAUCAGAUUUACGCCAACUCGUACUGCAACAUUGCGGCUGCAGGGGCGCGGAACACGACCGGCGGGCUGUACCUCGAGCAGAACCCCCGUCUCCAGCCGCCGUGGCGGCUCUAUCUGCGGGACGCGAACUCGCAGGCGGCGAAGCUGAUCGAGCUCUCCGCGUGCGCCCCUUUCGGCGACGAGUUCGCCGCCGCGGCGCUUAACUCGCGCGCCUGGGCAAUGCAAGAACGCCUCCUCGCGCCGCGCACCCUGCACUUUACCCGGAAGCGCCUGUACUGGGACUGCGGGCACAGCUUCACCUGGGAAGGAUGCAGCGUGCCGCGGACCGCGUGUCAGCUUUCCAGCUCCUCGUACCGUCCGUCGUGGGUGACGCCGCUCACGGAUGCGAAGCUCUCGCUCGCUUCGCUCCUUCACCGCAGCCGGCAGCACGCCGCGCUAGCAGUGCAGGCGCCGCAUGACGACAAGAUCCCGGCGCUGGAUGACGAACCCAAUGCCUUGCUUACCAUGAUCCAUGCACAGUGGACGGCCAUCGUCGCACACUACACUACUCUUUCCCUGGCAAAGCGGACGGACAAGCUGUUCGCCCUGGCCGGGUUAGCAAAGCUAUUCCAGUCCUUGCUUGAAGCGUCUUCCUCCCCUUCGCCCUCACCUCUUCCCUCCCCCUCCAGCCAGUCUCCAGCGCCAUCAUCGCCAUCACCACCAUCAUCCUGCCUAGCCGAGACCGGGAUAUUGCUAACAAACCCCACCACGCCCUCUUCCUCCACAACAACCACGCCGCUAUCCACUCACCACCAACUCCUCUGGCGCCGCGCCCGCACAGCCCGCACCAACCCCCUCCGCGACACCGACGCCGUCAUCGCACCAACCUGGUCAUGGGCGAGCCUCGACAACACGUCGAUCGUCUACCCGGGCAGCGACAGCACCACCAGCACCAGCAGUAGCAACAGCAGCAGCAGCAGCAGUACCGGCGCAGCAGCAUGGCUGGCAAGUUCGAGCGGCAGCAUCUGCGACUACCGCGCCACCAUCGCGCCGAUGACGGCCCAAGCCGUCCCCGUGCGGACGUCGUGGACGGGCAAGGCGGCGGAGAAGAAGAAGCCGAGCGCGGUGCUGCAGGUUCGCGGCAAGGUGGACCGCUCGUUCUGGCGGCACGCGGUCGGCAUCGAGCGGCUGGGCGGGCGGAGGGCCUCCGGAGAGUCGGGCGGCGGCAGGCGGGAUUUCGUGCACGUCGAGGGGAGGAGGCGGACGGAGCUGCGGAUAGAGAUGGAUGUGGAUGAGGGGGGCGAUUACGCGGCUGGGGGUGGAGGCGGGUAUGGUGACGACGACGAUGAUGACGGUGGGGCGUUUGGGGAGUUGGUUUUCCUUGCGCUGGUGGCGUACAAGUUGGAUCCGACGGCGGUGAAGGGGAGGAGGGAUGCGAGGGUGGUUGAGGGGCUGGUGUUGGAGAGGGCGUAUACGUCGAGGGUCAAGGACUCGUGGCAGAGAGUGGGCGUAUUUGCAUGCGAGUAUGCGGGGAUAACGGACGGAGUUGGUGGAGGGUGGAGAGGUGUUGGGGGCGCCGUUGCUGCUGUUGAGAAGGCGGCGGUUGGGAAGGGGAGUGCGGAGGAACUGUACCAGAAUUUCCUGGCACUGCCGGAUAAGUCUGUGCUGCUGGUGUGA